AAAUAAAAGGCAUGCGAACAUUCCCCUGUGCCGUAGUGGUUGGUUGCAUAGGCGGUUGUAUAAUCGAAAACAAAAAUCUCAAUCCCACGUGCCUCUUUUAUUUCUUUCCUUGUUCUCUUUCACUCAAUUCAAUUCCCCCACUUUCCUCUUUCUCUUCAGGAUCGGCGGUGGGAUUGUAGAAAUGGAGACAGUUCGCACAAUUCUGACCCACCCUUACCCCUACCCGCACGAGCAUUCCAAACACGCCGUGAUCGCCGUUGUUGUGGGAUGUUUCUUCUUCAUAUCAUCUGAUAAUAUGCACACACUGAUUCACAAGCUAGAUAAUAACAUUAAGUGGUGGUCUAUGUACGGAUGUUUACUAGGUUUUUUCUAUUUCUUUUCGUCUCCCUUUGUUGGCAAGACAAUUCAACCUAGCUACUCCAAUUUUAGUAGAUGGUAUGUAGCCUGGAUUUUAGUCGCAGCGGUUUAUCACCUACCUAGCUUUCAAUCGAUGGGAGUCGAUAUGCGGAUGAAUUUGUCCUUGUUUUUGACUAUUUACCUUUCGUCCAUAUUGUUUCUGCUUGUUUUCCAUCUUAUUUUUCUCGGUCUGUGGUAUGUCGGUCUUGUGGCUCGUGUGGCCGGCCAGAGGCCCGAGAUCCUCACCAUUUUCCAGAAUUGUGCUGUGUUGAGUAUAGCGUGCUGCGUGUUCUAUAGUCAUUGUGGCAAUCGUGCAAUAAUGAAAGAUAAAACGUUUGAGCGAAGAAAUUCCAGCUGGUUUAAACUGUGGAACAAGGAAGAGCGCAAUACAUGGAUUCAGCAAUUUAUUCGAAUGAACGAGUUAAAAGAUCAAGUAUGCUCGUCUUGGUUUGCGCCAGUUGGAUCGGCUAGUGAUUAUCCACUUCUGUCCAAGUGGGUGAUAUAUGGGGAGAUAGCUUGCAAUGGCCCAUGUCCAGGAUCAUCUGAUGGAAUAUCUCCCAUAUAUUCUCUGUGGGCUACAUUUAUAGGUCUGUACAUGGCGAAUUAUGUGAUCGAAAGAUCAACAGGAUGGGCUCUUACUCAUCCUGUGUCUGUGAAAGAGUAUGAGAAGCUAAAGAAAAAACAAAUGAAGCCUGAUUUCUUGGAUAUGGUUCCGUGGUAUUCAGGGACAUCAGCUGAUCUUUUCAAAACAGUCUUUGACCUCUUGGUUUCAGUAACUGUUUUUGUUGGACGUUUUGACAUGCGUAUGAUGCAGGCUGCAAUGAGCCGGGUUCAAGAAGGAGUUAAACAGGAUGAUAUGUUAUAUGAUCACUUCAGUGAGAAGGAUGACCUUUGGUUUGAUUUUAUGGCCGAUACAGGUGAUGGUGGAAACUCAUCUUACAGUGUUGCACGCCUUCUUGCUCAACCUUCACUUCGUGUUCAGAGUGACAGUUCUGUCCUUAAUCUACCACGUGCAAAUCUGCUUAUUAUUGGAGGCGACCUGGCGUAUCCGAAUCCUUCAGCAUUUACAUAUAAGAGACGGUUCUUUCGUCCCUUUGAAUAUGCUCUUCAGCCUCCUACUUGGUAUAAGGAUGAGCAUAUAGCUGUCAACAAGCCAGAACUGCCUUCUGGGGUAUCUGACUUGAAGCAAUACGAUGGGCCUCAGUGUUUUGUAAUACCGGGAAAUCAUGAUUGGUUCGACGGACUUCAAACCUAUAUGAGGUACAUUUGUCAUAAAAGCUGGUUGGGCGGGUGGUUCAUGCCUCAGAAGAAGAGCUACUUUGCUAUGCAGCUACCGCAGAGAUGGUGGAUAUUUGGUCUUGAUUUAGCUCUGCACGGUGAUAUUGAUGUUUAUCAGUUCAAGUUCUUCUCUGAAUUGGUUAUGGACAAGGUUGGAGAGAAUGAUUCCGUGAUAAUUGUGACACAUGAACCUGGUUGGCUUCUUGAUUGGUACUGGGAUGAUGUGAGCGGGAAAAAUGUUUCACACCUGAUAUGUGACUAUUUGAAGGGUAGGUGUAAACUCCGGAUGGCUGGAGACUUGCAUCAUUUUAUGCGACACUCAUAUGUUCCAUCUGAUAAACCAGCUCAUGUGCAACAUUUACUUGUCAAUGGUUCUGGUGGAGCUUUUUUGCAUCCUACUCAUGUAUUCAGUAGUUUCAAUAAAUUAUAUGGAACUUCGUAUAAGUUUGAAGCAGCCUAUCCUUCUUGUGAAGAUUCAAGUAGGAUUGCACUGGGAAACAUAUUGAAAUUCCGAAAGAAAAAUUGGCAGUUUGAUUUCAUUGGUGGUAUCAUAUACUUUGUCUUAGCGUUUUCUAUGUUCCCACAGUGCAAGCUGGACCAUCUCUUCAAGGAUGAUACAUUUUCUGGUCAUCUCAAGAGCUUCUUUAGUACUGUGUGGGAUGCUUUUAUGUACAUGCUUGGACAGUCUUAUGUAUCUUUAGCUGGUACCUUGUUAUUGUUAGCAGCUGCUAUCGCAUUUGUACCUUCUAAAGUUUCUCGAAAAAGAAGGGCAAUAGUUGGAUUUCUUCAUGUUUCUGCACACUUGGCUGCAGCAAUAAUUCUCAUGAUGCUUUUAGAAGUUGGUGUUGAAACAUGUAUCAGGCAUAAACUAUUGGGAACAUCAGGUUAUCACACUUUAUAUGAAUGGUAUCGCACAGUUGAGAGUGAGCAUUUUCCAGACCCAACUGGCCUCCGUGCUCGUAUAGAACAGUGGACAUUUGGGCUGUAUCCAGCAUGUAUCAAGUAUCUUAUGUCUGCCUUUGAUGUUCCAGAGGUCAUGGCUGUCACAAGGAAUGAUAUGUGUAACAAUGGAUCCGAUUCAUUUUCCCGCGGUGGUGCUGUGAUAUAUUAUGCUUCCGUGUUCCUGUACUUUUGGUUCUUUACCACUCCUGUGGUUUCGUUGAUUUUUGGAAGCUAUUUGUACAUCUGUAUUAAUUGGUUGCAUCUGCACUUUGAUGAAGCCUUCUCUUCACUCCGUAUAGCCAAUUACAAAGCAUUUACACGCUUCCAUAUUAAGAAUAACGGCGAUCUUGAGGUUUUUACGCUUGCAGUUGACAAGGUUCCUAAGGAAUGGAAGCUGGAUCCUGAUUGGGACGGAGAAUUGAGACAGCCUCAGCAGCCAAGCCACCUCAGAAAGUUUCCUAGCAAGUGGAGAGCAGCUUCAUCUCAGCAGGAUCCAGUUAGCACUGUUCGGGUUGUAGAUCACUUUGUAAUUGAACAAACAGAAAAAUUUGAUAUGCGGUCGAGUAACGGGCAAAUUUCAUGAUGAUUUGGUACCUAAUUCUUUGCGCACUAGUGAAAAUAGUAUUAAAAACAAUAUAUGGCUGUAGGGAAUGUUUGAAGGUACUUCACGGUGGCCAACACAGAUGAGAGUGAAAAAAUCAUGCUACUUCGUGUUCCUUUUUGACCCAUUGUUGUGCACAUUUUAGUAAUAACUUAAUUCUAGUUAUUCAUAUCGAACAUUGUAGCUAUAAAUGAAAUUUAGAUCGCCCUAGGUAUAAGUUCGCACGUGAGAUAGUAUUUUCAGUCCACCGGUUUUUGUUUUUGGCGGAUGUCCUGUAUUUGUCCAGUGUGUAAUGUAGUUCUAGAUUUUAUAAGGCUGGUUCGCUAACUAGCUGAAUUCAUGUUGUAAUAUGCAACUCUUGAAUAGUUUGUGUGUAUAUAAAAUUACCAUUCAACA
Molecule: messenger RNA, 3613 nt
Organism: Daucus carota subsp. sativus
Lineage: Eukaryota; Viridiplantae; Streptophyta; Magnoliopsida; Apiales; Apiaceae
Exons: 15
Coding region: 182-3199 (1005 amino acids)
Molecular function (GO): hydrolase activity
Source: RefSeq, a predicted model, not a curated record